AUGCCUAUAAGACUGCCAUCGGGUUGGUGUUCUUGGGAAUCUUGGAAACAAUGUUCUGUGGAACCCUGUCAAGAACGUAUCCAGCCAAUGGAAAAGAGAACACAGAAAAAGCGGCAGCAUCCAUCCAAGGAGCAGGUUCAUAAGGAGUUUUGUAUCAACAAAUCGGAAUCUCUUACAAUGGUCCUUCGCGUCCCUGAAAAAGGUGCUCCCGAGAAAAUUACACCAAUGAAGGAACGCAGCAGAAUCUGUCGAUGUCAGGGUUUCCGUAGCAUUAUUGAAAUUUUCACGGGAAAAAUAUGUAGGGAAAAUGCCGAACACAUUGAAUGUCGACCCUGCUCUUCGUUAGAAAACGUCUACACGCACGCACAAAAUGGCGAAAUUCUGCGUCCAUGUUCCGAAAUCCUGCAAUCCCGCGCCGCCUCCGCCACCACGUCGAAUCUCUACGCCAUUCUCGGCGGGGCCCUAGGAACUGCCGCGUUUGUAGCCAUCGUGCUUUGCUGUGUGCGCUUUUUCCUGGUGGGCACCUCGCGCAGUCGCGCCGGCCGGCGAGGCCGUGGCAGAAACGCCAACGAGGACGGCGGCAGUGGAGACAGCAGACGCGUGUUGAACGCGACUGGUCCCAAUCUAGCUGCCCCGCCAUAUCAAAAUUAUUUCAACUCUGAACUCCCGCCUGCCUACAAGGACGUGGUUCCCAUGACCGCGGUUCUCCCCGCUAGGCGUGCUGAUUCCGUCAGCGCGACCUGCUGCCUCCUGUCGCCGCUGCCACCGCCGCCGCCCCCCGUGGAUGCGGUGGGGGAGGUGGAGGAGGAGGAGGGGGAGGGGGAGGGGGAAAGCGAUGAGGCGGUCAAUUCAGCCCCCCCUCCCAGCUACCAGGAUGUGAUUACUUUCUCCCCCUCCGCUGCCGACAUGCACCAGCGAGUGCUCGCGGCUCAAGGCGAAUGA
Messenger RNA from Mesocestoides corti, 942 nucleotides. The record is from the annotation of a GenBank genome assembly. Lineage: Eukaryota; Metazoa; Platyhelminthes; Cestoda; Cyclophyllidea; Mesocestoididae.